This is a messenger RNA of Vanderwaltozyma polyspora DSM 70294, 2217 nucleotides long. It is a transcript of the gene LDB19, whose product is annotated as Ldb19p. Lineage: Eukaryota; Fungi; Ascomycota; Saccharomycetes; Saccharomycetales; Saccharomycetaceae. The record is from RefSeq and is a predicted model, not a curated record. Bases 1 to 2217 code for a protein of 738 amino acids. The transcript has a single exon.
AUGGUAUUUAAAAAUUUUAUUCCAUUAGGGAACAUAUCUAAAGGUAUAGAUGAAAGUUUGGACAAUUUGAACCCUGAAAAUAAUCCAUUAAAGUUAUGUCUAGAAAUUGAAUCACCCCCUUGUGUUCUUUAUGGAGCUGCAACUGACUCUUCUGGUGCUAUUCUAAAUGGUAUUUUAAAGCUAAAAGUAAGGGAUCCUUAUUAUGACUUUUCUUUGGCACAAGAUUCCGUAUCUCCUGUACAAAGUAAUAUCGGCUCAAGGUUAUCGACUACUCUAACUACUACCUUCUCAAAUUUAGCACUUUCAAGUAAUGAGCUUUCUCCUAAUCCUUCAAGUAAUACAAACGUGCAAUUAUUAUCUGGUUAUACUAAAAUUGCAGUAGACUCUGUUACUCUGAAAUUAAUUCAAAUUGUUCAUUUCCAUAAAACUUUUGUACCUGAUACUCAAGCAAUCCAAACUUGUAAAAAUUGUACAACAAAAACUACAAAGAUUAAGAAUUGGGAUAUACAAAAAAAUACAGUAGAAAUGUCAGUUGGUUCUUAUGUUUUCCCUUUUUCAUGUUUGAUUCCAGGAUCAGUUCCAGCCACAACAACUUUAGGUUCUACUGCGGAAACUGAGAUUAAGUAUGAAUUAAUUGCAACAGUUAAAUAUAAAGAUCCUCGUAGAGAUCUUCCAACAUUUGGGAAAGUGCAGUCUCUUAAACUAAGUAUGCCAAUCGCUGUUACUAGAAGUAUUUUGCGUGGUCCUGAUAAAAAUUCUUUGAGAGUAUUUCCACCAACAGAACUAACUGCCACAGCUGUUCUACCGAAUGUGGUCUAUCCUAAAUCUUCAUUCCCUUUAGAGAUGAAGAUUGAUGGGAUAUCUUCUGGUGACAGAAGGUGGAGGAUGCGUAAAUUAAACUGGAGAAUCGAAGAAACUACAAGAAUUAGAAGCUAUGCUUGUGAUUCGCACAAACAUGAUUUAAAACAAAAAGAAGAAGAAGUAAAACAAAAAGAGGAAGAAAGAAGCAAAAAACCUCAGGUUCCAAUUAAAAGAUAUGGUGAUAUUGGUCCACAGAUAAAAGUUGCUGUUGGAACACCUGAUAAUACCCCUAUAAGGCGGCGCCACAGAAAUAAUGUUACUAGUCAACCCGUAAAUCAGAACGCAGAGACAGAAGCUAGUCAAACAAGGCGGCAAAUACAAGGAGAUCAAGAUGAUGAUGAUGAUGACAACACUACAGAAUUUGUCCACCCAAGUGACCAUGCUCUGCGGCAAGAAAUUGAACAACAACAAGAACGUGUAAGAGAAAAACAGAUUGAGCAGGAAUUGAAAAAUGAUACAACUUUAUUCACAGAAGAAGUAAGGAUUGUUUCAAGAGGUGAAAUGAAGAAUGGUUGGAAAACUGAUUUUGAAAAUAACGGUCACGUUGAAUUGGUAACUGAUAUAGAUUGUAUGUCAUUAGAUUCGGGUGUGUCAAAUCCAGUGAAAUAUGUUUCAACUAUGAAGCAAAGAGAAAUUCAGUCAAAACAUGUUGGAAAUAUUGCAUGUGAUAUGCAAGAUCCAGUAUUAGGUAUAUAUGUUAAUCAUAUGUUAGCUGUAGAGAUCGUUGUUGCCGAAGAAAUGUUACAAUACGCAAAUGGUCAACCACUUCGAUCUAGCAAAAAAUCAGAUACAAGCUCUUCUACUAAUGUCAAUCAUACGGAUCAACGAUUAGCUGAAUUGUCGCCGAUGUUUGCAAAUAGAAAUUCGCAAAAAAGUCAACCUGUUAAUGAGGAAGAUAUUUCACCAGUAGAUUCUGGAAGUAGUAUUGGUUCUGGUGUUAGAUUGAGAAGUAACUCACCAGGUAUGAAAAUUGUUAGUAUACCAACUGGAGCAGCACGUGUAUUAAGAAUGCAAUUUAAGAUCACACUUACUGAAAGAUCUGGUCUUGGUAUAUCAUGGGAUGACGAGGUUCCCCCAAUAUAUCAAGAUAUCAAAACUCUUUCUCCUCCAACAUAUUAUGAGAUUACUACAUUGACAACGAAUAAUGGAAACUCCAAGAAUGGAUAUGAUGCACCUAGUUAUGUGAUUCCAGAAGUACGAAUCGAAUCACCGAGCUCCGUUGCUCAAAUGAUUAAGCCACCGCCUCAAGCAAGGCAUCAUAAUUCCCCAUAUAGAAACAAUAACAAUAGUCAACCGCCAGCAUUUAGUGCAGUAGUGAGAGAAAGUACGCCACCUAUACCAUAUUCUACUAAUUAA